AUGACUGCCAUAAAGACGUCAGUUAUUUCGGGAUUUUCAUCUCACAUUUCAUUGUGAGAGAUAGUUUGUUGCCUCGCUUCUAUGGAUGACGCGGGAUCACAAUUCAGCACCUGGACAGCUCCUUGUCCUUAACCUAUUACUGGGCACAUGGAGUCCCUAGCGUGAUUGUAGGGAAACCCUGUGAGCAGGCGAGAUUUGGGCACUAAAAUGCCAUCCUUCCGAAAUAUGACGUUUAACUGAAUAUGUGGAUAGUCGAGCACAUUUAAAAGCAUCUCCGUGAAUGAUGAUGCUUACAAUAAGGAUCGGGCUUUUUCGUUGUGCCCUGUAUUCUAAGCAGCAGCACGGGUCGUUAGCCAAUCCAAAUCUGAAGAGGAUAGCAGCAGCCUACACACAGCAACCGAGCCCCGCUCACACUGAUCAUCGGCAAGGGAGACAUUACCAUCAUCAUUAGGAGGGCAUGAGUCACGACCACACUUUCAACAAUGUAGAGCAUAAAAGGUGUGGUGUGAGCCAAGUCUCCAUUCUCUGGUCAAAUCAGGAGUAACAAUCGUGUCGACGUCCAUUCACAGAAACAACACAGCAACAUGAGCAAACCCCAGGCCCCUCCCCAGGCCCGGGCCAGAGCCUCAGAGCUGGAGGUGAUCUCCCAGCAGGUGGAGGAGGACAACCAGUGUCACGCUCCGGUCCAGGUGGUCAGCUUUGCAUACAGAGACCUGCCUCUGGCCGGGCUGGACAUCUCCCUGGCCGGAUCCCAGCUCAUCUCCAACCUGGACGAAGAGGACAACAGAGAGGGGUCUAACUGGCUGAAGCCAUGCUGUGGGCGGAGGGCAGCCCUAUGGCAGGUAUGUCUGCUGAGUGCAGGCUUCAACUGUUUCCUGGUGGCUUGUGUCAUCCUGGUGGUCGUGCUGCUGUGUCUGGAGCUGCUCAUCGACACCAAGCUUCUGCAGUUUAACAACGCGUUCCAGUUUGCCAGCAUCAUUCACUGGAUCAGCCUGGCCAUUCUAUCUGUGUUCUUCACUGAGACGGUGUUCAGAAUUGUGGUGCUGGGGAUCUGGGAUUACAUCGAGAACAAAGUGGAGGUGUUUGACGGUGCAGUCAUAGUCCUGUCCCUGGCCCCCAUGGUGGCCUCAACGGUGGCCAACGGCCCUAGCAGCCCCUGGGACGCCAUCGGCCUCAUCAUCACCCUGCGCAUCUGGAGGGUCAAGAGGAUCAUCGAUGCCUACGUGCUACAGGUGAAGGUGGAGAUGGAGAUGGAGAACCAGCAGUAUGAGAAGGCCAAAGCUGUCAGGGAGGAGCAGCUGGAGAGACUCACCCAGAUCUGCCAGGAGCAGGCAUUUGAGAUCAGGCAGCUGCGGGCCCACCUGGCUCAGCAGGACUUGGACCUGGUAGCAGAGCGAGAGGCUGCCAUGCAGAUCCACCAUGUGUGGGGCAAGCAGAGCAGCAGCUUCCAGGAGGUGGACGGCCUGGCCCCUGGGGGCCCCGAUCAGCGAGGCCAGGCUAAAGCCAGGGAGGCAGCAGCCCCUAGAGAUCAUGUUGUUCAAGAUGACAUGAACAACUACAUCAGCCAGUACUACAGUGAGGCAAGCAGUGAUGUUGGGAUCCCAGACCCAGCUCGUGUCAUCACCACUGCAGCCAUAGACGUGCACCUGCCCAAUAACCCCAGCCAGCUGCCCUCGUCUCUGGUGAGUGCAGAUGCAGUGUCCAGCUGUCUGCAGCGGACGGGUAGCUCCGUGAGCGAGGCCUCCAACACCACCAUGUCCCGCUCUCGCUCCAGCUUCAGCGCCCACCAGCACAGUAUAAGUAGCCACACCCUGGGCUCCAACACCGACUGCAGCUCCACCGUCCGCGAGGCCUCCACCUCCACAGACUCCUACAGCGGCCAGCGCUGUUACCCCCCGCCCUACUGCAGCCCCCUGGCCCUGGGCUUGGGAACACAGCCUGGCCCUAGAGGACACCCCAGUGCCGUGGUGCAGGAGCUGCUCUCCUCCCUGUCUGAGGACUCCUGUCUGGGACAGAAAGGCUUGGACCCUGUCAACCUCAAACUGCCCAGCCCUGCUGGCUCCGCCAAGACCAGCCCUGAGCUGGAGCACAGGCUCAAUAUCUACAACAAGAGGAACAAGGAGAGCCGCAGAGGCUUCCACACCAAGCCUCUCAUCCACCUGCAGGCCAGGGAGCCUUUCAUGGAGGAGAAGUACAGGCUGUCUCAGGCAGAUGCCCCCGUCAGCAGCCUGCCUGAGACAUAGGAAAGGGCUACAGGUGGUACUGUAUCUCUUAGCCAGCACUGACUCACUCCUCAAAUACCCUCCUGAAACUCACUGACUAAAACUAAAGACAUGAACUCAGAGGCAUCCUCCACUGGCAUACAGCAAUCUUCCUCAUUGCCAAAAGCACCUUGGAACUGUGAAUGGCAGCUCUGCCAGCACAGCCCAUCGUCCAUUGAGGACAGGGAAACAUGCCUUAGUGAGCAGGCACUGAACAUCUAUCAGGAAGUGCCACUAUAAAUGAGUAUAUGGAGUCACCAAAAGAAACCAGCAUUAGGGCAUUAGCCCAAGCUCUGAGGUAGCAGGGCUCAGCAGAAAUGUGACUGGCUCUGAUGCUUUUGUAUGUGAUAUAAUUUAGCGAUGGGGCUGGGUGUGUGUGGGUGGAACUGGGUGGUUUGUUUGUCUAAUAUACUUACUUAGGGAUUGGAGACACUAGACUGAUCACAAAACAACUACUAACUGGCAAUCAUGUUAUGAUGUCAUGAGCCACACUAAUCAGACAUUUUAUAAACAAACCAUACUGAAAGUCAACCUGGAGUCUCUCGACCUCAACAUUAAGUACAGUCCUCUCUGAUCGGACUAAUGCAGGGUACAUUUGAUCUGUGUUCUACUGUGUUGAGCUGUGUUCUCAGCUUAUUUCUUACCUUUGUCUUUCUACAUUAUCAAUGCUAAAGUUUGUAUUCAAAUGAUAUGACAAAAUAUUUUUAAGCCAGACAAUUGAGCGAUUGAGGGAUGUUUCAGCUACCAAAUCUCAAGGGAUUUGUAAUUGAAGAUGUUAUGUAAAGUGUUGGUCAGAAGAAAAAGUAUUAUAGCAUCGACCUUUAAAAAUAUCUGCUUUCAGACAUGGAAAUCUAAUCCUGUGCACUUAAAUGUCAACAGGCAUUUUGUAAAUUGAUCAUGAAGGGAAUUCAGUGCAGAGUAAAAGCAAUUAAAAGCAAACGUGGUAAAAGAACAGUCAUUUACAGUCAGUUUUAUCAUCGAUACCAAGACCUUUCGGGGGACUACACAUUAAUAAAAGUGCAUUAGUGAGGCAGGUUUAGACUUCCUGAAGAUUGCCUUUAUUGUGAAGCUACGUUAAAUACAUAUUACAAAAUAUGCAAUAACAGGGAACAAAAAUAUCACCUACGCCAGGUAAGCAAAACAUUAUUUGUGGCAUUAUCAUAGCUAGGUCCAUAAGAACACAUGUCCGGUUUAUAAACAGUGUUGUUCUGUUUCCAUUUAGGAAGGAGGAUGAUAACAUUAUUAGUGUUCCCAGAAAAGUAGCUCCAGAAACGUUAAGGCAGAGAUUGUAGGAGAGCUGUAACCAUGUGGUCUUGGUACCCAGGUAGUGAAGGUAUGGCUGCUGAGCUGAAUUUUGGCUCACUUGCUCAAUGCUGCAGUCAUCUCAGGGACAGCCUAGUGAGACAAAGAAAAAACAGAGUAGUUUAAGAUGGUUGCACCCCCUAACCAGGCAUAUCUAGCAAGGUUGACACAAUGGACACAAUGUGUGCUUGCGACAUGGAAAUGGAAGGUUGAACUUUUAGAUAAAUGUAGGUGUUGAGUCUCACAGUUUGGGGUGACGUCAUUGAUAAACCAUUUCAUUUUCUGAGUGUAACUGAUCAAAGGGACAUGAGCGGGGUUGCCUGCUGAAUGACAUAUAGUUUAUCAGUAUCAGUAGCGCCCGAGUCGAGUAUGUCCCACAGAUCAGUUUUCAAUUGAAGGAAGAGGAGAAAGACCAUACAUUUGAAUGAGUUAUCCGAGGAGUGAUCACAUGUAAGCUGAUAACCAGCAGGUCACAACUCUGCUGCCACGAGCUAUUAUUACGGAGUUUCCCCAUAACACCUGGGCCUCUCACACACCACCACCGCCAUAGUAAAUAAAAGAUGAACAACAUUACACACACAUGAAAAUAAAUGCUAAUACACUUUCACCGAAAGCACGGGCCCUCUUGUUCAAGAGUAUGACAACCCUCUGACACACUGGCCAUAUGUGCCAGCCAGACAUUAGAGGGCAGCUGAGCAUGUAAAGUAAUGGCACAAGGGAAGAGAAAAUAAAACAUGAGAACUUAUGGUUUGAAGGAGCACUGUUGUAUCUCUACACAACAGCAGGCUCUGGCCACAACUCACCUCUGAUUAAUUCAGCACCUCAAUAAUUCAACACAUUUCCAUUAGGUGGAAUAAUAAUGGUUCUUGCAACACUGAUCAGGGAAAUAGUGAAUGUAAUAUUCUGAUUGUCACUGUUGUCAUUUCUUGGUUAUUGAAAUGCCGGGGUCUUGCUGAUCAUCUAGUCAGCGCUGUGCUGAAAGCUAACCCAGUGAUGGGUUAGUUUCAGUCAUGGCAAGAGUGUUUGGUAAUGUUUCCUCAUGGGUGAAUAUUCCUCCAACACAGUCAGCCUACUAUCUCACCUUGAACAGAUCA
Messenger RNA from Oncorhynchus gorbuscha (pink salmon), 4657 nucleotides. Its product is annotated as transmembrane protein 266-like. Lineage: Eukaryota; Metazoa; Chordata; Actinopteri; Salmoniformes; Salmonidae. The record is from RefSeq and is a predicted model, not a curated record. The transcript is spliced from 11 exons. Gene Ontology annotation, molecular function: voltage-gated channel activity. The coding region runs from base 585 to 2243 and encodes 552 amino acids. Gene Ontology annotation, cellular component: plasma membrane.